Messenger RNA from Lepisosteus oculatus (spotted gar), 1836 nucleotides. RefSeq names its product E3 ubiquitin/ISG15 ligase TRIM25-like. Lineage: Eukaryota; Metazoa; Chordata; Actinopteri; Semionotiformes; Lepisosteidae. Gene Ontology annotation, molecular function: zinc ion binding; protein binding. The record is from RefSeq and is a predicted model, not a curated record.
GCUGCUGUUGAGCUGUAGCAUGGAAUCCAAGUGUCUUGAAGAGGAGCUAACCUGUGUGAUAUGUCUGGGCCUUUACAAAGAGCCUGCAGUUUUGCCCUGCCAGCACAGCUUCUGUCUCAGGUGUAUCCAAGAUUACUGGGUCAACAAGGAUAAUAAGGACGUGUACGACUGCCCUCAGUGCCGCUGUGCCUUUCCCAGUCCACCCAGCCUGGAGAAGAACUUCACCCUCUGCAACAUUGUGGAGAAACUCUGGGUGCGCAGGUCUCAGCCUGACGUCUUGGUUCCCGGUGUCCUUUGUGAUUUCUGCAUGGACGUGUCCUCCCGCGCCAUCAAGACCUGUCUGAAGUGCGAAACGUCCUUCUGUUCCUUCCACCUACAGACACACAUCACUAAGCUUGACCCGAAAGAGCACAAGCUUGUGAACCCCAUUGGCUCCUUCUUGGAAAGGAAGUGUUCUGAGCAUGGGAAGACCCUGGAGUUCUACUGUAGAGAAGACCAGUGCUGUGUCUGUGUGUCCUGCACUGUCCUUGGGAACCACAGGAAUCAUACUGUAAUCUCCCUAGAGGAGGCAGCUAAUGAAGAACUGAAGGAGGAGAUAUCAGGGAUUCACGAAAACUUGUUUAAUGUCAGCAGAGUGAAGCUGUUCCUGAAAAGGGCGGAAGCUGAUUUAAAGGUGUCCAUUGAGAACUUGAAAAAGCUCACGUCCCACAUGUUCAUGGAGCUCCAGAAACGAAUGAAGGAGGAUGAGCUGUACAUGCUGAGGCAGAUUGAUUCGGAGGGGAGUGAGGUGGUGGCCAGGAUUGAACAGCACUGCCAGGAGAUCGAGGGAACAGCACAGAGCAUGAAGCUGCGACUGGAUGACACGCAGGAUAUGAUGAACAGAGACCCAUUUUCCCUCAUCCAGGCCACUCAUCAAUCAACGUCUAGAGAUAAAAAGAAAAUGGAUAUUCUGGAGCCCCAACCCACUGAUGUUACUUUGGACGAAGAUAAAGUACUAAAAAUCCUGAAGGAGAGGUUACACGAGACCCAGAUGUACCAAACUGCAACAUGGAACAUACUGAUUCGUCAGAGCUUGACCUUUGAUGUGAACACCACCCAUCCUAACUUAAUUGUAUCAGAGGAUCAGAAGACUGUGAGCUGGUCAGACUCCAGACAGGCUUAUCCUCCGCAUCAGGAAAGAUUCAGCUUCGAUCCGCAGGUCCUUUGCACCAAUUUCUUUCACUCUGGAACCCACACGUGGGAUGUGUGUGUGAGUGGCGACUCAUUCAAGAUUGGAAUUGCUUACCGGAGCCUGGACAGGAAAAAACUUCUGCCUUCCUUUUUAGGGCACAACAGCAUGUCCUGGUGCAUCAGUUACAUCAAGGGAGACAUUAAAGCUUGGCACCACAACAUCUGCACCAAUGUGGCCCAGAUCGAUAGCCCUCCUUGUAUCAGGGUUAAUUUGGAUUAUGAGGCUGGGACACUUGCUUUCUACCACACAGCCAAUACCUUGCUACACUUAUAUACAUUCAAAACAACUUUCAGUGAACCAGUAUAUCCAGCUUUCAAAUGUGGGGAAAACACAUCUAUUACACUUUGCUAAAUUGGAGGCCCUUUUCUAUAAGAAUAGUAGAGCAGAAAACAAUUCAUUACCCCUUCCCCCAACCUAAUUUUGGUAUUACUGUUAAUUUAUUUCCAUUUUGCCCUGUGUAAGUGUCAUUACUAAUGUAAAAUUAAAAAUAAAUGUUCAUUUACAACAGCACAGGAGGAAUUUCUCUAGGUAGGUGAUUUUUUCAUCGCAUUGCAUCACUAUAACACUAAGAUCUGGUUUCACAUCUGGAUCUUUAGAAUAACUAG